Messenger RNA from Drosophila ficusphila, 1660 nucleotides. RefSeq names its product pre-mRNA-splicing factor SPF27 (gene BCAS2). Lineage: Eukaryota; Metazoa; Arthropoda; Insecta; Diptera; Drosophilidae. The transcript is spliced from 2 exons. The record is from RefSeq and is a predicted model, not a curated record. Bases 737 to 1588 code for a protein of 283 amino acids. Gene Ontology annotation, biological process: mRNA processing. Gene Ontology annotation, cellular component: Prp19 complex; precatalytic spliceosome; catalytic step 2 spliceosome.
UUAUUAAAAUUAAUGUAUGUUUACAUAUUGAUAUAUUAUCUAAAGCAGGGGUGCUCAAGAUCGUCUUAUGGCAGUGCGUUUACUAACACAUCCACAAGAAAACGUGUACAUAUGUAGCGGCGCGUUUGUGUUGGGGUGCAGCUGUGCACUGAGAGAAAAAUGCCUAUAGAGAAUGUAUUUGGUGUUUACCUCCAGAACUACGAAGCAUAUUAAGCAUUGUACUUCGCAUUUAAAGUUUAUGCUAAAAAAAACUGCUCUCUAAUUCAUCACUCAUUUUGAUCCGCCAAAAAAUUUAACAUAACACUUACGAUGGUCAACCCCGAAAUAAAUCAAAAGCCAACGCAGACAGAAAGAUAAGUUUCAGUGCAUGUGCUCGAGGAAAAAACAAAAACAAAAUACAUUGCGAUCAGAUAAGCGUGACGACGGACAGAGAUGUAAUGAAGAAACAAGCAAAAUUGUUUUUGUUUCGCAUGCAAAUCGAAGCCCAUAUGCACGGUGCUUAUGGGCGCACUACCCAUAAGCACAGAGCUCUACAAAAACAAAAGUGCACUCGGUGCAUAGGCGUUGAGCACCCCUGAUCUAAAGCAUUAUUUAUUGUUUGGUUUUUUCUGUUAACUAACAUUUAGAUAUAUAAAAAGCUAGAUAAGCAUCCCUACCGGCGUGUUACGGCAAAUGCCAUUUGUUUUUGUUUACUAGCUGUAAAAAUUGUAUAAAACUCAAUAAAUAAUUAUUAAUAAUGGCUGGAGAGGUCAUUGUGGAUGCUUUACCUUACAUAGAUCACGGUUACGAUGAUGUGGGAGUCAGGGAAUCGGCCCUCGCUAUGGUGGAGGAGGAGUGUCGGCGCUAUCGCCCCACCAAGAAUUACCUUGAUCACCUCCCUUUGCCCGCCAGCUCCCCGUUUGAGACUCCACUGAUGGUGAACGAGUUUGAGCGAAUCCAGAACCGCCUGCCUAUGGAGACACUCUCCAUGAAGCGCUACGAAUUGCCUCCUCCACCGUCCGGAAAGCUGUCCGAGGUGUCUGCCUGGCAGGAGGCCAUCGAAAACUCCAUGGCCCAGCUGGAACACCAGUGGGUGAGGUCCCUGAAUCUAGAACUGAUGCUCGACUACGGCACAGAGGCGUGGAAGUCCUACCUGGAAGUCUUCACCGCCAUGCAGGCGAAGGCGCAGCUGCAGCUUCAACAGCUAAAGAAGGACAUCCAGGACGUAAACUGGCAACGCAAGCAAGCGCAGACGCAGGCGGGCGAGAGGUUGCGAUCUUUGGAGGCCCACUGGGUGCUGCUGGUGUCAAAGAACUACGAGAUUGAGACGGAAUGUGUCGAGCUGGAGAAGCUCGUACAUGCCGCCAGACAAAAACUACAGACAAUGGCCCCGCUUCCCAGCGCCAAUGACACUGCCCCCACGCCGGAGCACACGAAUGGAUUUGACCAGGACAAUCUCGUCGAGAGCAAUGGAAGCAGCUCCAGUAGCAGUAAUAGCAAUGUUGAUCAAGAGGGUGAGGGCAUACCAGUUUCAGAUGAAACCGGCGGCAAUGAGGAGGAUAAACCUGAGGACCAGGAGGAGUCUUCCAAUGAGUCAGCCACAGCCUGAGUGACACCUUGUAACUUAACAACAUUUUCAAAAUUGUAACUUAACACAUAAAUAAAAUAUGACAAGAACUGA